Scomber scombrus (Atlantic mackerel) is the source of this 2774-nucleotide messenger RNA. RefSeq names its product DENN/MADD domain containing 6Aa (gene dennd6a). Gene Ontology annotation, molecular function: guanyl-nucleotide exchange factor activity. Gene Ontology annotation, cellular component: recycling endosome. The record is from RefSeq and is a predicted model, not a curated record. NCBI's taxonomy places the organism in Eukaryota, Metazoa, Chordata, Actinopteri, Scombriformes, Scombridae.
UCUUGUUGUUGCUCCCUGAGGAGAGAGAGAGGGGGGAAACCUUACAGAAACACCGCUAAACUCAAACAGAAAACCUUGUUAACAUUCCCCCAAAGCGUCGGGCCGUCGACAUGGCUCUACAAGGCCCGGAGGAGCUGGGGGAGCAGGUGGAGGAGCCGGAGGAGCUGGAGGACGCUAGUAGCAUCUCUCCGGCCGAGGAGAUAACGCUGCCCGCCGGGCCCGGAGGAGACGAGGAGCCGCCGGAGGAGGAGGCUCUGCUGCUGCCCUGGGACCGCUUCUCCGCCUGGCUGCAUUGCAUCUGUGUGGUGGGCUUCGACCUGGAGCUGGGGCAGGCGGUGGAGGUUAUUUAUCCUCAUCAUUCCAAACUAUCGGAGAAAGAGAAAACAAGCAUCUGCUACCUUUCCUUUCCUGACUCCAACUCAGGUUGUCUUGGCGACACCCAGUUCUGCUUCCGCUUUCGUCAGGGCUCCAACAGGAAGUCGUCGCUCGGCUGCUUCCUGGAAACCACCGACCGGGAUGCACCGCCCUGUCUGAAGAGGGAACAGGGCCAUUACUACGGCUACGUGUAUUUCCGUCAGGUGCGAGACAAAUCUCUGAAGAGAGGAUACUUCCAGAAGUCGCUGGUCCUGAUCAGCAAGCUGCCCUAUGUGACCUUCUUCCACUCUCUGCUGAAGAUCAUGGCUCCAGAGUACUUUGAGAAACAGGAGCCGUGUUUGGAGGCCGCUUGUAAUGACAUAGACCGGUGGCCGACGCCCCAUCCUGGAAGAAUCCUCACGCUGCCUAUUAUGGGCGUGGUUAUUAAGGUCCGCAUUCCUACCUGUUACGACAAACCAGGAACUUCACAACUAGUCCAGUCUGCCCAGAGUGACAGUCUGGUGUCCAUCGUGCUCCCAACCAUCCAUGAAGUCGACCUCUUCAGGUGUUUUUACCCGGUCUUCUUCCACAUCCAGAUGCUGUGGGAGUUGGUGUUGCUGGGGGAGGCGCUCGUCGUCAUGGCGCCGUCGCCAGCUGAGUCAUCAGACACCGUGCUGGCGCUGGUCAGCUGCAUCUCUCCUCUGCGUUACUCCAGCGACUUCCGGCCGUACUUCACCAUCCACGACAGCGAGUUUAAGGAGUACACCACCAGGACGCAGGCACCGCCUUCGGUCAUUCUGGGAGUGACCAAUCCAUUCUUUGCUAAAACGCUGCAGCACUGGCCGCACAUCAUCCGCAUUGGAGAUAUGAAGCAAGCAGGAGAGAUGGCCAAGCAGAUGAAAGUCAAGAAACUGAAAAACCUCAAAACUCUGGACUCUAAACCUGGUGUGUACACUGCAUACAAGCCAUAUCUUAACAAAGAUGAGGAAAUAAUUAAACAGCUUCAGAAGGGUGUUCAACAGAAGAGACCCUCUGCGGCCCAAAAUGCAAUUAUUCGACGCUACUUCCUAGAACUGACACAGAGCUUCAUCAUUCCUCUGGAGCGGUACGUUGCCAGUCUGAUGCCUCUCCAGAAGUCCAUCAGUCCCUGGAAGAAUCCUCCUCAGCUGAGACCGUUUAUCCAGCAGGACUUCAUGAAGACGCUGGAGAAGGCCGGACCUCAGCUCACAUCCAGACUGAAGGGAGACUGGAUAGGACUCUACAGGAAUUUCCUCAAGUCUCCCAACUUUGACGGCUGGUUCCGCAACAGGAGGAGAGAGAUGACCCAGAAACUGGAGGCUCUGCACCUGGAGGCUUUGUGUGAGGAGGAUCUGCAGCAGAGGAUCCAGCAGCACACGGAGGUGGAGUCAGUUGAUCUGGUUCUGAAGUUAAAAGAUAAACUGACUCAGGCGGAGAAGGAGCAGCUCCCGGUGCGUCCAGGGACUCUGGCCAAACUGAAAUCCCACAUCGAGGCCGUCAUCCUGGCUUUACCGGACGACUUACAGGGGAUCCUCCACAAACCCUCCACACCCUGAACUGUAACCUGAUCAGUCUGCAACCCUGAAACCCCAGAUGGAGCUUGGGUAAAAGUUUGGGGGGGGGGCUCUUGAGUGGAAGGACCCCCCCAGUUUACUCAGACUGGGUCCCAUGAUGAGUUUAAGGGUCUUAAUCCGAUCUAACAUGGAAAGCACACGGCACAUUUUUUUUUGUUUUCUCUAAAUAUACAUCGAACUUCUGUUAUAUUCACUUUUUCUUCUAAACUGCUGCUGAGGCAGUUCAGUCGGAUUAAGAUCAAACGCGUCGCUCAGGUCUAAGUGGUCAUGAUGUGGUAUCGGAACGACCAGGCUGGAGCUACCUGACAUGAACUCCUCCGAGGGUUUUUUUUUUGUUGAUGUUUUUGUUUGAUUACGGAGACUCAAACAAGUACAGAGAGGAGCUUUUGAUGCAUUUUAAUUCAUCAGAACUUUGCUCCUUUAGCACACGGCACAUUAAGAAAGGUUCAUCUGAGCCUUCGGUGGCCUGAGUGCAGAAAGAUUUGUCAUCACGAUGGAAAUGAGAGCAGGAAGAUGACGCCCCCCCAGCUGACCUUUGACCCCUGGCAUUUUUUCCUAUUGACGUUUUUUAAUUUUUACUUUUUUAACUUGACGAUGGACUGCUGCAGUCAGGCUGAGCUGACUCCAGAGUUUUUCAUCCAUUUUUAAAAAGAUGUUUUUAAUAGAAGUGCACUUCUUCAUCGCUAACUGGACCAGUGUGCCCUUCUCACACACACACACACACACACACACACACACACACACACACACACACACACACACAAAGAGAGACACACAAAGAGACACACACACUUUUAUGCAAACACACUGAAAUGAGCAGAGCCAAGC